Molecule: messenger RNA, 6475 nt
Organism: Paramuricea clavata
Lineage: Eukaryota; Metazoa; Cnidaria; Anthozoa; Malacalcyonacea; Plexauridae
Source: the annotation of a GenBank genome assembly
GCUAUAUGAAGGUCAAAUGCAAGUCAAGCCUUGUCACUUAAACAGCACCAAUCUAUCACACCUGGGUGCCGUCCUUGACGUCGCAGAAAAACUAGACGCGACAUCUUUGUUGAAACCUUUCAAUUGGUAUGUUGGUGAAGACAAGAGUUUAGGUCGACCUCCAUUUACUGUUGUUGUUGAUGUUGUUACUUCACAUGGAUGGUUCAAAGUGAUUGCUCGCAACCCAACUGCACUUCAUGCUGCAUGGAAAGGUACAUCAGAAGUAGAGUGUAUUUAGUGAAAAUUAAAUUAAGGAUUAUUGUCCCUGUGUAACCACGGAGAAGGCUUGGUCGCAUGGCAUGAGAAAGGCUAGUUGAUACAAACUUGACCGAAUUAAAAUCUGUUUUUAGACACAGCUAAAUAAUCUGUUGCUAGAAAAAGUAUGAUAAUCAAUAUAUAUAAUCUUGAUAUCACAAUACUCACCUUGGAAAUUUGGCUCUCAUUCUUCUUACACAUGUUACUGAUUUUCAGGUGAAGGCAAUUUUGGAGAAAAAUCCAUUGAUAAGCAAGCACAGGUAUACAGAAUCAGUAAACUGAUGAUGUUUUGUUACCAUUAUAUUUUUGGGUAAUAUGUGUAAAGUUCUGAUAAAUCAAUAAUUUCCAGGAAUACGUGAGUGCGAGUCAACAAAAUGAAGCGAAUUUUUUGACACCCAAAGUGACUUUUGUUUUUACACAAGGCAUCACUGAGGAUUUGGCAGGUAUUAUUUAGUAUGCUGUGAUAGUAUUAUGUAAUUGCUGCUGUUGCUAUGUUGCCUUUGUUUUUUUAUUGGUGUUGUUGUUGUUGUUGUUGUUGUUGUUGCUGCUGGUAUUGUUUAGUUGUUGUUUUUGUUGCCGGUGUUGUUUAAUUGUUGUUGUUUUCAUUGUUGCUGCUAUUUCUUAUUGUUUGUAUGUUGUUGUUGGUGGUGGUGCUGUUGUUACUGCUGUUGUUGUCGUUGCUGUUAUUUUUGUUGCCUUGUUGUUGCCGCCUCCUUUUUAAAAAGCUGUGCAAUAGGUAAGCUAUUCCAUCUUUAUAUUCGUAAUUUCAGAAUCACACACUAUAUAUUUCAGAAUGCUUACUAAGCUGUGGUGUGUCUCUGCAAUGUGAAAUAUUACCAAAUCCAGGUUGUGAUAACUUGAAAAACGACGACAUUAGCGUGAACAAUCAGCUGGGAGAAACUGUCGUUCCCGAAUGGUAGAUGUGUAUAAUACUGACAUUUGGUUUUAAUUAUGGUUUCACGCAUGCAUCAUGCGUGUCCCUAAAAUUAUACAUUGCAUGUGUUUCUAAAUAGACGUUGUGAUUCGUUAGUAGUGAAAUUGCCAAAUUGGAACGGCAGAGAACAAAAUGACUUACAUUUUUGUAUUCGAGCCAAAGCAUACAUUACUAAGCAAUAGUCAGUGCAUUGAACAUAAACCACCCAAAAACGAUUCUGAACGUUUUAACUGUUGGUGUAUGUAGUUAUGAACCGUGAAAAUGAUGUAAAUAACGUAGCAGUUUGAACAAGGACGCCGUACUAGAAUGCUUAAGAGAAUGCAAAUAAUAGUCGCCUUUGUCUUAUGUUGGCGUUGUAUUUGCCAAACUCACUAAGAAUAUAUUGAUCCUGUUUUAUUUUAUUUUAUAGUAACAAAAUUAAUCUGGACGUGACAGCGAUGAUCGCACUAGUAUCAGCGCUGACCAAUGGCUCUUGCAAUUUUCAGUUUCAGGUAAACUCCCAUUAAACCGCUGAGGGCCAGCACUUUCCACUGGACGAGUUAAACAAUCUGGCUUUUGACAGAGUAAAAUAACAAAGUAGCUAUAGUGCUCGUUAGAGAGCAAUACCACUUUAAGGAUUGACAAGACACAUGAUCAUGGGCAGAUAGGCUAAUUAACCCAUUGAGCGCCAGCAUUUCCCCCCUGACAAGUAAAAUCGUCUGGCUAACUUAGACAGAUUAAAGUAACAAAGUAGGGCGCAUUAGAAGGCUAUGCCAAGUUAAGUGUAACGAUUUGAAAACUGAUCGAUUUAGUGAUUAUUUUUAUGUAUGUAAAUUAUGGUAUUUUUAUGAUGUUCUUUCUAACUCGGAGCUUUAUUCAUUAGGACCAAAUUCUCAGUGAGCAAGCAGAGAGGGAAAGAGAGAAUCCUGUACUUCCACAUCUGAACAAAGUUCUCGAAGGUAACUAGACUAAAACAACAGCUGUUGAAAUUAUAGCAUUGUGUAUCAUAAGAGUAACCUAUCCACUAUUCUCAUUUUCCAGGAAAAGAACUAUUCGCUUGUUCUCUUGCAAUUUCAAGUUUUCAGUCCAUUUUGGAUAUGUUAGGCGGACCAAAUGAAAAAGAACGAGCAAGGUUUGGCAUUUUGAGUGUACUUUGUGAGUCCUAACCGAGGCCCAAAAAGCUGUCAGCUCGUCCUGUCGUCCAUGAGAGCUGAGCUGAAUUACGAAGGACGCAGCUCAACUUUUUAGGAGGAGGAGUUACUAUUUUUAGAUUUUUAGGGUUAGGAUUAGGGUUUGGAUUGGGGAAAGGAUUAGGGUUAAGAUUAGAGUUGGGGUUAAGUUUAAAAUACAAAACAUUACAAAGUCAUAAAAGUCCCUCAAAAAUAGUAACUCCCUCUAAAUCGUGACAGGUAUAAUGGAAGGGUCAGUAUAGGGGCUAAGAUACAUGCAUGGCCAAGAAUGGAUCCUCCACCAUGUCAUCUUCAGCGUAUGAAAAUAUAUCUGCAAGGUGGACAAUUUGUAACGACAACCCAGUUAGGUAACGUUCACUAACUACGCACUCUGGCUAACGUUGGUACCGAAGAAAAAAACAGCUUCAAACUAUGCUGCAAAUCCUACCAGCUUCACUCUGCGUAAUUGUUCCUAGUUUAACACACAAUGGAUACCCACCCUUUCAACAUUCCCUGUAGGAUGAGAGCGGAGAAUACCCACGAUUUUCGGCAGAGCGAUCACUUGACUCUUUUCAUAUGAACGCGCUCGUUCUGACAAUUGCGCCAUGCACCGAAGUGUUUUAAAAAUAUGACUCGAUGAAUGAUAUAUUUUAGACAUCUUCUCAGCAAGGUGACAGAAGUAAGUGAUGAUCCUUCCAAAAGAACACAAGAAUUGUCAUCUAGUGCCAGAAUCAAAACGAGACCGAAGGUAUAUUGAAAGUUAAAAUACUUUAUUUAUUUAUGAACCUUGUAAUAUACUCACUAAGACACUAUUAUGUAUAUUUUUUUCUUCACAUUUGUACAUUUGCUUUUCACUAAAUUACAUUUAACGCUUUUAAUUUUUAUGUAAGUACAUUUAAUUUUAUACUUUCACUUCAGAUUGUAUUUGGAACAGGAGAUAAGUUACAAGCAGUCACGAUAACUUCAAAUGGAUCAUUUGUAAGAGCAGCAAGGGAACAGGUACCCAAUAUAAUUUUAUUUUUCUUUGAAAAUUAGUAACCGCUAUAAUCUAUAUAAUAUUUUUAGUAUGAAAGACAUUAAGGCAUAAGCUAGCCUUUCAUGGCCAUGGAUCUUUGUAGCUCUGUCGUCAAGUGAGAUCAGUAGAUCACAGCUGAACAAAUGCAUGGUCAGCUAAAAUCUUGUGUUUUCUUUUUAAGGGCGUGGAAUUCGCAGUAUUCCUUCAUGAACCGAGAGCUUUAACAGAAAACAAGGAGCAGUUUGCUACUCUAGUUUAGAAAAGAUAUUUUACAUGAAACGUAAUGCAUGAAAAUUAUUUUGGGUAUUAAAAUUUAUUUUGGGUAUUGAAAGAAUUUGUCUGAUUGAACGUUUGAAGGUUUUAAUACCUGGCCAUGCCCUGAGCUACAAAGUCCAGUUGCCGCUAAAAACUAGUCACAAAAUCCAUUUCCAGCGACAGGACAAAACUCACUCCAAAUAGAAGCAUUUCGUGAAAUCAUCCGCAUAUUUAAUUUUGUUAGAUACCAAAUAACCAGAAUUAUAUAUUUGGCUGUGCCGCUGCAUGGAGAUUUAGCAAGAAUACUGAUUUUCCGAUUAAUUCUAAAAUUUCACUCAAAACAUGAUAACAGAGCUCUUUCUCUCUCAAAAUGCCCAAGGAUAACUGACUUCGUCUAACGCCAAAGGAUUUUAUUCUAAACUCUACACACUUAAAAAUUUCACAACUUGGCAACAAGAUGUAUUCGCAACAGGCUUGUAGCAAGCUUGUCAAAAAGUUGUCACAACAUUAUCUUGUUGACAAAUUGUUGAAUUACAGGACGAUAACAAGGUCUUGGAACAACUUGUAACAAGUCUGUUGAGCUCAACAACCUUGCAUCAAGUUGUCAACGGCUUGUCAACAAGCUGGGGAACAAGCAGUGCGAACACAUCCUGUUGACAAGUUGUUGGAACAGCAUUGCCACAAGUCGACUGCUGCAUGCAUGUUUGCCACAAGUUGUGCGUUUUUACGUAUGUACAUCAAGGUCAUACUAGCGAGGUUUAGAUUUGACUUGCGCUACCAUUAAGCGACCAUUAACCAAUCAGAUGUGUUUAAUCUACCAGAUUAACCAAUCACAUGCGUCAGUAAAAGGUAACGGUAGUGAAAUCUAAAAUACAAAACAACGAAAUCUAAACCUCAAUACAAUUAACUUGUCAGGUGUACUGUAUAGUCCGCAGACAGAGAAAGGGUAUAUAAGGAAUUAUAUUAUUCAACAUAUCACACAGAAAUGUAGUAUAACGCAAAUAGUAAAUAGUUUAUAUUCUUAUAUUAUCUUAUUACUGUAUUAUAAAGAACACUCUGAUAUUGACCUUUUUCAAGAAGAUGGCAACGGGUGGUGUCAAGGUAGAUGAUGUGUAUAUUGUACAACAUAGCCUAGAAGCCAUUCGGGAAAAUAACAGCCUGAACAACUUAACAGCACAUGGUCUCUACGCCAUCGUUCGGAAAAAGUAUAUAAUCUAAUGUCUAACUCUCAGUAGCAGUACCAGUAUUCGUGGCAGUCUCACUUGACGCUUUCACAAACAUAAUUCUUUUCUUUGGUGGUUGAAUACCAGUUUGUGUUCUCGAGAGUUGAUCCAACAUGGCCUGUGCCGCAUUACGCUUCGCAACUUUCUUUGAACGACCAAGUCCCGAAGCCUCCAUAUUGUUGACUUUUACCUUCAUAUCAAACCUCUGUAGAGCUGAUGGUCCAUUCUCACAUACAGUAAUAUACUGUGGUUCCCCCAGCUUGUGCUUCUUUACAACAUGAUCUAGCGUAGAAAUAGGGUUAUCCCCUCCGGAUGGCCCCACUGAAAUGGUCUUCUGACCAGCAGCUUGGGGUAACUGAGGUCCAUAGUCUUCCGAUGUGUUUCCAGCCUGACUGGUUUGGCCAGCACUUCCAGUAAAACCAGGCAGUCCCAUAAUGUCAGCUACUUCAUUACCAGAGACUUGGGCUGCAAGUAAUUGGGCUGCGUCCUGUUUUGCAAGUUUUUUCGAUCGACCACUGCCGCUGACUUCGUAAGGUCCCAUGGUAACUUUCAUUGAGAAAACCUUUGCAUGAGCUGGGCCUGUUUCGGAUUCUUCAAACCAAUUCACUGUCCAUCCAUUUUGAUAAGCAAGGUCCUGGACCGUACUGACAGCCGAUUUCCCACCUUGAAGUGGUUUCAUGGAAGUUAUUGGUUGUGGCGGUUUGGCUGCAGUCUUUUUAGCUUGUUUGAAACUUGUCUGAAGCCUGGGGGGCAUAUGUGGUCGUUUUGGGGGUUUCUGGGGGCCAAUAGGAGGCCCAUAUGUUGUUGGAUAGGAGUUUGUAUUUUUGGGAUAUGGUUCAUCCUGUGGCGUGUAAGUGGGUUCAUUGGGUGUGUAUGAUGGGCCUUGCUGUCCAUAGGAGGAGUUUUGCUGGGGAUAGGUAAUCCCUUGUUGGGGAUAGGUUGCACCCUGUGAGUAGGUUUGCCCUUGAGGGUAGGUUUGCCCUUGAGGGUAGGUUUGCCCUUGAGAGUGGGUUGGCCGUUGAGGGUGGGUUGGCCGUUGAGGGUGGGUUGGCCGUUGAGGGUGGGUUGGCCUUUCAUGAUGGGAAGAUGCUUGCUGAUAGGUAGAUGUAUUCUCUGCAUAGUUGGGUGGCGGGGCCUGAUUAUAUGAAGAUGGUGGUGCCUGUGUAUAUGAAGGUGGGGCUGCCUGACUAUAUGAAGGUGUGGAUGCCUGAUUAUGCGAGGGCGGGGGUGCUUGAUUAUUUGGAGUGGAACCAUUUGAAUUAUUAGGUGGAGCAACAUUUGAGUACUGUCCUCCUUGUGCAGUGAUGGGCCCUUGCCCAUAUGAACCAAUUUGUGGGUAUGAGAUUCCACUUAGGGUAUUAGAUUCUCCAUAAGGGUUGUUCCCUUGUCCAUAAGGUGCAUUAUAGGGGUAUUGGUAAGGUGCAGUAUAUGGAUUAUAUGCUGGUACACCAUAUUGACUCUGUGACUGGUUCACAGGUGUAUAGGUUGUUGAAAAUUGGUUGUUAGUUUGCCCAUACUGAGUGUAGGGGGCAUAACCCCCUCCAGUGUACGACAUUGUUGCACCACGGUUAAUGUUCUUGUGGUAGAUAGAUUAUGAAACAGAUCU